GGUCCCAGUGUCUUGUCUGUGGAGUGAAGAGAAUACCUACCUUUCCCAGGUGGAAUUAAGAAGCAGUAAGGCAAGGAAGAAAUGUUGGCUAUUUGGCGAUGAGAAGUGGUGAAAACUGACCUCUUGGUGGUGUGUAACACUAUGGGACUUGAUUUUUUUUGCUGCAUGUCCAGCCAGCCCCCACUGAAAAUGUCAAAAACCAUUUGGUUCACUGGAAAACACUAAUCUGAUCUUGGAAGUGGCUGAUUGUGGCAGGAUGUGUCGACGAUGAUGAUGGCAAGAAAGCAAGAUGUCCGCAUUCCCACCUACAACAUCAGUGUGGUGGGAUUGUCUGGGACAGAGAAGGAGAAGGGCCAGUGUGGCGUUGGAAAGUCUUGUCUCUGCAACCGCUUCGUGCGCCCAAGUGCAGAUGAGUUUCACUUGGACCACACCUCUGUCCUCAGCACCAGUGACUUUGGAGGGCGGGUGGUCAAUAACGACCACUUUCUCUACUGGGGAGAAGUCAGCCGCUCCCUGGAAGAUUGUGUGGAAUGUAAGAUGCACAUUGUGGAGCAGACUGAAUUUAUUGAUGAUCAAACUUUUCAACCUCAUCGAAGCACUGCCCUGCAGCCCUAUAUCAAGAGAGCUGCUGCAACCAAGCUCGCAUCAGCUGAAAAACUCAUGUACUUUUGCACUGACCAGCUUGGGCUGGAGCAGGACUUUGAGCAGAAACAAAUGCCAGAUGGAAAGCUGCUGAUUGAUGGUUUUCUUCUUGGUAUCGAUGUUAGCAGGGGCAUGAAUAGGAACUUUGAUGACCAGCUCAAGUUUGUCUCUAAUCUCUACAAUCAGCUUGCAAAAACAAAAAAGCCCAUAGUGGUGGUCCUGACAAAGUGUGAUGAGGGUGUUGAGCGGUACAUUAGAGAUGCACAUACUUUUGCCUUAAGCAAAAAGAACCUCCAGGUUGUAGAGACUUCAGCGAGAUCCAAUGUGAACGUGGACUUGGCUUUCAGCACCUUAGUGCAGCUCAUUGAUAAAAGUCGGGGAAAGACAAAAAUCAUUCCCUAUUUUGAAGCUCUCAAGCAGCAGAGUCAGCAGAUAGCCACAGCAAAAGACAAGUAUGAGUGGCUGGUGAGUCGCAUUGUGAAAAACCAUAACGAGAAUUGGCUGAGUGUCAGCCGAAAGAUGCAGGCCUCUCCAGAGUACCAGGACUAUGUCUACCUGGAAGGGACUCAGAAAGCCAAGAAGCUGUUUCUACAGCACAUCCACCGCCUCAAGCAUGAGCAUAUUGAGCGCAGGAGAAAGCUGUACCUGGCAGCCCUGCCAUUGGCUUUUGAAGCUCUCAUACCUAAUUUAGAUGAAAUAGACCACCUAAGCUGCAUAAAAGCCAAAAAGCUCUUAGAAACCCAACCAGAAUUCUUGAAGUGGUUUGUUGUGCUUGAAGAGACACCAUGGGAUGCCACCAGCCACAUCGACAACAUGGAAAAUGAACGGAUCCCCUUUGACUUAAUGGAUACCGUCCCCGCAGAGCAGCUGUACGAGGCCCACUUAGAGAAGCUGAGGAAUGAGAGGAAAAGGGCCGAGAUGAGAAGGGCAUUUAAAGAAAACCUGGAGACCUCUCCUUUCAUAACUCCUGGAAAACCUUGGGAAGAGGCUCGUAGUUUUAUUAUGAAUGAAGAUUUCUACCAGUGGCUGGAAGAAUCUGUAUACAUGGAUAUCUAUGGCAAACACCAAAAGCAAAUUAUAGAUAAAGCAAAGGAAGAGUUCCAGGAGUUGCUUUUGGAAUAUUCAGAAUUGUUUUAUGAGCUGGAGCUGGAUGCUAAGCCCAGCAAGGAGAAGAUGGGUGUCAUUCAGGAUGUUCUGGGAGAGGAACAGCGAUUUAAAGCAUUACAAAAGCUCCAAGCAGAGCGUGAUGCCCUUAUUCUGAAGCACAUUCAUUUUGUAUACCACCCAACAAAGGAGACAUGCCCCAGCUGCCCAGCUUGUGUGGAUGCUAAGAUUGAGCACUUGAUUAGUUCUCGGUUUAUUCGACCGUCUGACCGGAAUCAGAAGAAUUCACUUUCUGACCCCAACAUUGAUAGAAUCAAUUUGGUUAUAUUGGGCAAAGAUGGCCUUGCCCGCGAGUUGGCCAAUGAGAUUCGAGCUCUUUGUACAAAUGAUGAUAAGUAUGUGAUAGAUGGUAAAAUGUAUGAGCUUUCCCUGAGGCCAAUAGAGGGGAAUGUCCGACUGCCUGUGAACUCUUUCCAAACACCCACAUUUCAGCCCCAUGGCUGUCUCUGCCUUUACAAUUCCAAGGAAUCGCUCUCCUAUGUCGUGGAAAGUAUAGAGAAGAGUAGAGAGUCCACGCUUGGCCGGAGGGACAAUCACUUAGUUCAUCUCCCCCUGACAUUAAUUUUGGUUAACAAGAGAGGAGACACCAGUGGAGAGACUCUGCAUAGCUUAAUCCAACAAGGCCAGCAAAUUGCUAGCAAGCUUCAGUGUGUCUUUCUCGACCCUGCUUCUGCUGGCAUUGGCUACGGACGCAAUAUUAACGAAAAGCAAAUCAGUCAAGUUUUGAAGGGACUCCUGGACUCUAAGCGUAACUUAAACCUGGUCAGUUCUACCGCAAGCAUCAAAGAUUUAGCUGAUGUUGAUCUGCGAAUUGUUAUGUGUCUGAUGUGUGGAGAUCCUUUUAGUGCAGAUGACAUUCUCUUUCCUGUCCUUCAGUCCCAAACCUGUAAGUCUUCUCAUUGUGGAAGCAACAACUCUGUUUUACUUGAACUACCAAUCGGACUACACAAGAAGCGGAUUGAACUGUCUAUUCUUUCAUACCAUUCCUCAUUUAGCAUCAGAAAGAGCCGAUUGGUUCAUGGGUACAUUGUUUUUUAUUCAGCCAAACGUAAGGCCUCCUUGGCUAUGUUACGUGCCUUUCUUUGUGAAGUGCAGGAUAUUAUUCCUAUUCAGCUUGUGGCACUCACUGAUGGCGCUAUCGAUGUCCUGGACAAUGACUUAAGUCGUGAACAGCUGACUGAGGGGGAGGAGAUUGCUCAAGAAAUCGAUGGAAGGUUUACAAGCAUCCCUUGUAGCCAACCCCAGCAUAAACUUGAGAUCUUUCACCCAUUUUUUAAAGAUGUGGUGGAGAAAAAGAACAUAAUCGAGGCUACUCAUAUGUACGAUAAUGUCGCGGAGGCCUGUAGCACCACAGAAGAGGUGUUUAACUCCCCUCGGGCAGGAUCACCGCUUUGCAAUUCAAACCUGCAGGAUUCAGAAGAAGAUAUUGAACCCUCUUCUUAUAGCCUGUUUCGAGAAGACACAUCACUGCCCUCUCUGUCCAAAGACCAUUCUAAACUCUCCAUGGAACUGGAGGGAAAUGACGGGCUAUCUUACAUCAUGAGCAAUUUUGAGAGUAAACUGAACAACAAAGUACCUCCGCCAGUCAAACCAAAGCCUCCUGUCCAUUUUGAAAUUACAAAGGGGGAUCUGUCUUAUUUAGACCAAGGCCAUAGGGAUGGGCAGAGGAAGUCUGUGUCUUCUAGCCCCUGGCUGCCUCAGGAUGGGUUUGAUCCUUCUGACUAUGCUGAACCCAUGGAUGCAGUGGUCAAGCCGAGGAACGAAGAGGAAAACAUCUACUCUGUGCCCCAUGACAGCACCCAAGGCAAAAUCAUCACCAUUCGGAAUAUCAACAAAGCCCAGUCCAAUGGCAGUGGCAAUGGGUCUGACAGUGAAAUGGACACCAGCUCUCUAGAACGAGGUCGCAAGGUUUCCAUCGUGAGCAAGCCCGUGCUGUACAGGACGAGAUGCACCCGUCUGGGGAGGUUUGCGAGUUACCGAACCAGCUUCAGCGUAGGGAGCGAUGAUGAGCUGGGGCCCAUUCGGAAGAAAGAGGAGGAUCAGGCAUCUCAGGGUUAUAAAGGGGACAAUGCCGUCAUUCCAUACGAGACAGACGAAGACCCGAGGAGGAGGAAUAUUCUCCGCAGUCUAAGGAGGAACACUAAGAAACCAAAGCCCAAACCCCGGCCGUCCAUCACAAAGGCAACCUGGGAGAGUAACUAUUUUGGGGUGCCCUUAACAACUGUCGUGACUCCAGAGAAGCCAAUCCCCAUUUUUAUUGAAAGAUGUAUUGAGUACAUUGAAGCCACAGGUAAGCAUGUCUCCACGUAG
Molecule: messenger RNA, 4116 nt
Organism: Carlito syrichta (Philippine tarsier)
Lineage: Eukaryota; Metazoa; Chordata; Mammalia; Primates; Tarsiidae
Gene: ARHGAP35
Product: Rho GTPase activating protein 35
Exons: 3
Coding region: 268-4116 (1282 amino acids)
Molecular function (GO): GTP binding; GTPase activity
Source: RefSeq, a predicted model, not a curated record